Messenger RNA from Trypanosoma theileri, 3768 nucleotides. RefSeq lists its product as uncharacterized. The transcript has a single exon. Gene Ontology annotation, molecular function: protein binding. The record is from RefSeq and is a predicted model, not a curated record. The coding region runs from base 1 to 3768 and encodes 1255 amino acids. Lineage: Eukaryota; Euglenozoa; Kinetoplastea; Trypanosomatida; Trypanosomatidae.
AUGCAUGGCCUCACGUACCCCAAAUCGGGGGAAAAACGAGGAGUAAACCCCUUCACGGGGAGUGUACAACUUCCAUCGCUUGAGACAAGUAGAAAAGGCAACACUCCACUGAUGAGAUCACAGAAAAAACAGAGAGUGGAAACAGGAGAUUCCUCACGGAGUAGUGCAUCACUUCGAGUGAAGAAAACUACAGAUAAGAUUAGUAGUAGAACUCAGGUUCCAGUAGAAACAAUUAUGGAAAUGAAUAAGGAAGCUAUGUCCUUAUUAAAAGAUGGAAAAAUGAAAGAAAGUUAUGCCAUGUUACAAUCAGCUCUAUCAGCUGCUGAAAGAGGUGUUCGUCGUUUUCAAAGACACCCACAAGAAACAAAUAGUGAUAUUCAAGGACAACGUGAAGCCUGGCUUCUUGCCUUUGCAGCUACACUAAGUAACUUGGGAUGUGUAAGACGUCGGGAUAAUCAAUUACAGGAAGCGGUACGUUAUUUACGAGAUGCCAGUAAAAUUGAAGUACAGGUAUUUGGAAAACCAUCCUGUUCAACUAUGGUAAAUCUCUCUGCGGUAUUACUUGGAAUGGGCGAAUCGGAAGAGGCGUUAACAAUUGCGCGUGAUUGUGUAGUCGCCUCCGAGCAAAGUGAUCCAAUGCUACACGUUAUUGCUCUUCAUAACUAUGGAGUGACACUCAGUAAUCACCCAACAGAAGCUAUGCGGCAAUCCGCAGCGGAUGUAUUGAUGAGAGCUCUUCAAGCAGCGGAAUCUCAUUUGGGAGAAAACCAUCCAACGACAGUUCUUAUUCGUGAAAGAUGUGGAAUGACAUUACAUAAACCUUCUCAGGAGAAAAAUGAAACAAUUCCCACUACGACAGUUCCUGUUGCCCAAGUAAGUCCAAACCUUCGUAGAACUGGACCAUUUCCACUUGCUGGACGUAUGCUACCCCCAAUUGAUCCAUCACUUAUUCAUCGAAAACAGGCCCAAGAUGCCAUUAAGACUUUAGAUUAUGGAGAAGUUCCAGUUGUUCCUCCUCCUCCUCCUCCUCCUCCACCAUCUACUUAUCUUCCUCUUCCUCCUACUAGUCACUCUUCUUCUACUACUUCUUCAGUUGCUGCUGCUGCUGUUGCUGUUCCUGUUUCUAUUGCCCCUACUCAAGCUGCAGACUCUAUUGCUAAUGGUGAUCAUGAUCAUGAUAAUGGUGGUAAUGUGGAUUCUUCUAUUUCUCCUAUAAAAAAUUCUCUUGCUGAUGGUUCUCUUACAGCUAUUUCAGCUGUUGCUUCAGAAGUCUCUGCAACUCCAGUUAAAUUGGAAGAACAUGAGUCAAUGCCAAUAUCGUCAUCAAGUUUAAAUGUAAAGAACAAUAUGAAUCCUACAAAUCCUCGCAUGUCAUCACCAUUACAAUCUAAUUCAGUUGGUUCAAUAAAAGAAGAAACACAUAAAAAUCCUCUUGAACAUUCUUUAUCUUCUGAUAUUCCUGCUCCUGUACAUUGUGAACAUGUUUCUGAAACUUCAAUAUUGUUGGCAUCUGGAUCGUUACAUGUAAAGCCAAUCAUAUCUACAUCUAUGAAUGAAGACUCUGUGGGUAGUGAUAUGAUGACAGGAGGAAAAAGGAGUAGCAGUAUUUCUAUAGAUGCCGCAGCGGAAACAGUUGCAGGAGCUGGAGUUCUUGCUAUUUGUCGUGAAAUAAGAGAAGUCGAAGAAGCAAAAGAAAAAGAAAAAGAGACUAAAAAGAAGGAAGAUACCAAAAAGGUCACAAAUGUAUCACAACAAUCAAAAAAAUCUUCUUCAUCCAAUAAAGCUAUUUUUAUGGGAUUUAUUCCAUUUGGAGAUCAAAGAAAAGGUAUGCAACCAUCAUUUUUCCGUUUUGCCCCACCUGAUAAGGAUGAUGUUCCUCCUCGUGAACCACCAGCUCCAAUCAAUGAAGCCGCUCCAAUAAACGAAUUUCCUCCAGAAAAGUCUGUAAAAGAUUAUGAUUAUUCAGAUUCUGAGGAAAAUGAAGAAGCACCAGUUGAAAAAAAAAAGGUAGAAGUAGAGGAUACAGAAGAAAAACCAACUAAUAAAAUUAGAGAAGUUCUUAUCAAGACAAUUGGAGCCAAUCCUGUUAAACGACGAGAAGAACGUAUUCAAAGAGAACGUGAAGAAGAAAAAAAUCUUCGUGCUCGUCUUCGUCAAGAAGCUGAGGAAGCGGCGAAAAAAGAAUAUUUUGAACAAACUCUUAAUAAAAUUAUUACACGUACAAGAGAUAGAGCCGCUAGAAAAAUUCAAUAUUUAUGGUUUUAUUGGUGGAACAGUAUAGGAAAACGAAGACGAGAAUUAUUACGUAAACGAGAAGAAGAUAGAGCACGAAGAGAACGUGCUCGUCAAGCUUUACUUGAUCAUGAACGUCGUGUACAAGAGGCAUUAAAAGAAAAGAAAGCUGCUAUGGAUGCUCAAGCUGCAGUAAUUGCAUCUGUAUUACGUUGUGGAAAGAAAUGGUUAUCAAAGACAGCUUGUGUACGGUAUGUGGCUCGUAGGAAAAUUCCUCGUAAUGAUCAUGAUAAUGCAUAUUUUUUAAAUAAAAUUGCUAAAAUUCAAGCAGCUUGGAGAGGUUUUUCUACUAGACGUCGUAUAAAAGAUUUGGUUAUUACCCGAAAACAAUCAUUAACUCAAUAUCAUGAAGAAGAAGUAAAAGAAUAUGCGGCUACUGUUAUUCAAUUAUUUGUUCGUCGUGUUUUUGCACGAAUGGAAAAACAACGCAGAGCUGUGGAACGAUAUACUCCUCCAACCAUUCGUAUUCAAAGAUGGUUUCGACAUAUUAUGCCUUAUAGAAGAGCACUUGGUAUGGAUCGUGUAUCCAAAUGGAGAAGAGAAUACUCUGCUCGUAUGAUUCAACGUGCAUGGCGUGAUUAUUUACAACGUCUUCAUUAUUUUAUGGAACGUCUUCGAUAUAAAUUAGAUGAAGAUAGAAGAAAAGAACGUUAUGCUGCUGAUGUGUUAAAGCGAGUGGGACGUGGAUUUAUUUCAAGAAAAUACCUUUCAAAACUUAGUGUACGAGAUAAAGAACUUCGUAAAGUUAUGUAUACUCUUGAAUGGGGAGAAACGAAGGAUGUAGAAAAAGUUCCUGAUUCCAACGCUUUAUUGCCUUCUCAAUCAGAAUACGUUCCAACACCAUUAGAAGAAGUUCUUAGAGUAGCAGAGAUAGAGAGGGAAAAGUAUCAUAUUGGAUUAUUUGUUGACCAGGUAGCCAAACGAGAACGUGAGGAAUGGAAAGAAGUACUUCGAACUCGUCCAUUUGAAGUACAAAGACGACGUGCACAAGAGGAUCAUCUCUGCGAAAUUGAACUAAAUGCCUCCAGACGAGAACGAGCGGCAAUAAAAAUUCAAACGGAAUUUCGACGAUGGCUGCGUAUUCGUGAUGAUCCAUCACGUGAUAAGACUCUACUUCUCAUUGGUCGUGGACGCUACCAACAAACAUACUAUGGACAUAAGGUAGAAAAAGUACGUCAUCUUCAUGAACAGGAAGUUGGAAAAACUUUAUAUGGUGAUCAAACAGCGCCAAUGCGGGCGGCUCGAAUGGAAGCAGAAGAGGAAUUAAAAGGAGUUCGUCCAUUUGUGCGUACAUUUGUGCCGAAGGAAGAAGUGCGAAGUCGAGAGGAGCGAUACCGUGUAGAAAGGGAACUUCGACGGGAUGAAGUAUUAGUGGAACAGAAAUUGAGUGUAGAGCCCACCGUCCAGGGACGUGAAUCAAGACUGCGGCGAGCCCUAAGGGAGCAAUCACAAUCACAGAUGAAGGAAAUUACCUAA